Messenger RNA from Fomitopsis serialis, 2129 nucleotides. RefSeq lists its product as uncharacterized. The record is from RefSeq and is a predicted model, not a curated record. The coding region runs from base 136 to 2031 and encodes 631 amino acids. NCBI's taxonomy places the organism in Eukaryota, Fungi, Basidiomycota, Agaricomycetes, Polyporales, Fomitopsidaceae. Gene Ontology annotation, cellular component: SAGA complex. Gene Ontology annotation, biological process: regulation of transcription by RNA polymerase II. The transcript has 8 exons. Gene Ontology annotation, molecular function: transcription coregulator activity.
CGGAGGACGACCACUUCCGCUCAGCCACAGCCACCCGCCGAACGUCGGUGGCGGCACUUGUACUCCUUUCAGCCCACGACGCGAUGUACUCUUCAUGACCAGCCAUACCCACCGAUAUCACACGCUCUCUGCAGUAUGGCGACCUACAACGCGACGCGCUUCUUCGAGGGGCUGUUGGAGGCGCACGAGUCGUCUCCGCCCUCGUUCACCGUGAGGUUAUACCCGGACUUCUGGCAGUUGAAUAAUGGAUCCAAGUGUUUGUACAAUCACCAGAUGGCGUCACUCUUGGAUGAUAUCCGCGCGCAGCGGAUACCAGUGGACUUCCUAGAGUUGUUCGAUGCUGCCAAGCUUCCGUUCUACGAUGGAUGCAUGAUUGUGGAGACCCUCGAGGAGCCUCAGAAGACCCGGGUCGUGCUGAGCCCAAAUCCGGAGACUCUGUGGACGGACAUAUGUCUAAUGAAUAAGCAAGCGGGCAAUGCAUGGUCGGACCUGGAUGCCUUGGAGGUGGAGGCGCGGAUCCUAAUUGCCACUGCCCCCCCGCUGUGCCUUGAUUCCGAUCCCCACCUUACUCGCAUGGCCAAUAACACACUCCGGGCUUCUGUACCCACAGCACCACUGUCUUUGAAGCGCAAGGCCGCCACAGAGAAGAACCGCAGGGCAAAGCUAGCGCAUUUUAUGAACCCAAAGUAUACGCGUCCAGCUGUGUCUGCGCCAAGUUUCCGCAUCUUGGAGGCCCUGCAAAGGGUGAGAAUGGCGGAGGCUGCUGCAGCUCAGGCCGGCAACAAGGCGAACCAGGCGCCGACAGCCUCCUCAGCGCCUGGGUAUGGAGCGCCUGGGAUUCCUGCUGCUCCUGCUCCAGCUGUCUCCUCAUAUAAUCAGCCAUCUGUGCCAAUGCCUCCGGCGGUGCCCGCUGCCAUUGCUGUCCCUCCACCCCCUGUCGCUGCUCCCGCGCAGCCUGUAGCUACUCAAGCCACCGCAGAGGCUGUCAAAAGGCCGAGACUCGGCGAGGCCACACAACAGCCGCCACAAGUGCCGCGGACAUCAGCUACACCAGUACAGCAAGUUGGCCACGGGCCAUCGGCUAUACCGGCGCAUCUACAGGCACAUGCGGUCCAAAUGGCACACCGCACGCCCCCACGCGCGUCCCAGUCACCCCAUCCCCCGUUGAAUGGCGCUUCCUCUUCCCAGACACCCCCAAACACGGAUGCACGUCCACCAUCUGCCAUGCAGCGGCCACCUUCCCAGCCUACCCAUGUCACUGCGACGCCGCGGCCACAGAGCACGCAUCCUGUUACUGCGCAACCAAUCCAUGCGCCGUAUCAGAUGCCCCCACAGCAAGCCGCCGUACAGAACCUCUUGCUCAAGAAGAAGAAUCAGCAGGCUGUUGCUGCCGCAGUAGCAGCGGCGAACGGCACGGCGGCUGGCGCCUUUCCACAACCCGUUCAACCCGGCGCGCACCCUCAAGGCCAGGCGGCUUCGCACUAUAUUCAAUACUAUCCGCCGUACCAGAAUGCUACUCAGCAACGGCUCAGCCAGCCUGGCCGCAGUGCGACGCCGGUCAACCGUAGUCCUAUGAACUCGAGCCAGGGUUCAACACCACAGCGUAGCAGCCCAUUGGCAGGGUCACAGCGACUAACAACCCAGUCGCCAAUGCCAACGAAUACACAGCAAGCGCAAGCGCAGGCGCAGGCGCAUGCUCAAGCGCAGGUGCAAGCGCAAGCACAAUCCCAGGCUCAGGCGCAACCCGGUCAGCCAGCUACUCAGGGUAACUACAACUACGCCGCGCUCCAAAGAGCACCGGCGAACCCGCAGGCCGCUCAACAGACGGCUCAGCAGCUGCAGGCCGCUAACUACAUGGCUCGAUAUUACUACCCAGUGCAGCCCGGGCAGAUUCCCGCUGGCUACUGGCAGAUGGGUCGGGGCGGGCCCGUUGCGAACGGCCAGGUGCAGAUGCCGAACAUCUCGACGCACACCCAGCAGAUGCAGAUGAACGCGAACAAAGCUGUCCAGGGAGGCGUCCAGGGCUCAUGACGAACAGUUUGGCAGUGUAUCUUUAUGUAUUUUUAGGUAGCGUAGAUGUAUCCCUCGACCAUUGGCAUAAUGCUAUUUUACCCGUUGUUAUUCUCGUU